GGCCCCGCCCCUGCGCGUCCUUUCCUCUUCCUCGCCACCACCACCACGUGUUUCUCCCUGCCCCGUUUGGAAGGCACCCUCAGCAACAUCAGCAGCCAGGCGCCAAUGCUGCUCUCGUCCCUGCGAGCACUGGGGCCCUCGCUCGUGCGGGGCCUCGGGCGAGCCACCCCGAGGACAGGAGGUGGCCAGCCGCUGGGCUGGCAUUGGAGGGGCUCCCCUGCAUGGAGCCACCAGUGCACACAGUGGGUCCCAGCUUCAGGGCCCAUUCCUGCGAGACUCACACACUCCUCCACCAAGAUGCCGACCAGCUCGGAGGUCACGAGCAGCUCUGCGGUGCGGGAGGAGCCCGAGAGCCUGGGCACCAUCACCAGGGUGAUUGAAGCCAUGGGAUUCACGGGCCCCCUCAAGUACAGCAAGUGGAAAAUAAAGAUCGCCGGUUUACGGAUGUACACGUGCUGCGUUGAGCGGAUCGACUAUGAAGAAUUCUUUGAGAGGUGCAGUCUGCCUGACACUCUGAACUCAUGGUUUUUGGUGACCCAGCUGCAUGUGUGGAUGUGCCUGGUGCGCUUGAAGCAGGAGGGCCGGGAGGGAAAGUACAUGUGCAAGUUCGUCGUUUACUCCAUGUGGGAGGAUGUGGACCAGAGAGGCAAGGUCAUGGGGGUGGACCCCGUGAUGCUCAAGAAGUGCUUGAGAACGAUGACAGAAAACUUCUACGCCGCCAUCUUUGGCUACGAUGAGGGGAUCCUGUCGGACGACACGGUGCUGGCGGCAGCGCUGUGGAGGAACUUGCUGAACCGCGAGGGCGACGACCCUCGCCUGUUGGCCAUGCUGGUGGAGUACGUGCGCAAACAGAUGCAGUACCUGGAUACCCUCAACGGGGACGACCUCCUCCUAACGGGCGACGUCAAGUGGAGGCCGCUCGUGGAAGAGAACCCACAGAGCAUCCUCAAGGCCGAGGCUCCAGCAUACAAUGACGCGGGCCUCUGAGGGCAACUGCUCCAGUACCUCCACCCUUUCAGAAUUCUGACCUGAUUCCACCCCCCACCCUCUUGUUCACCUCGGCUCACACCUCUUGCUUCAUCUCUACGUGUCUGUAUUUAAUCUCUCCACACCCUGUAUACCCCUCUCCGUCCUCCACCUCCUCUACUCCUAGUUUAUCCUUCACCUUCCAUUUUCUCCUCCACCUCCCCUCAUGCCCUGUUGUUCACCACCUCCCUUUCCCCAUCUCCACCCUUUCCACCAUCUUCUCCCCCUUACCACACCACCCCUUCAGCACCAAACCCCAUCCUCUCCCCCCUCACACCACCUGCCCUCCACUGCCUCUUGUUCCUCGGUCACCCCCACUGAGUUGAAGCAGGCACAACUUAAACAUUGUGUGUAUGUUUGUAUGUAUGUCUUUGUGUGUAAGUGUAUGUUGGUUUGUGUAUAGCUGUGCAAGAAUGGAGAGUCGUGGUGCAUCGUGUAGCGCCACGGUACUACAAUUACAGCAAAACCUGGGUUCGAUUCCCGGCCACGUUGCACAACUUUGGUGGCACAUGGUGAUGCAACUUGUCCAGGGCCCUCACCUCUAGGUUGACUCAGCCUGAAAUAGCAACCUAUUACAGUGUGUAAACAUCAGAUAGACGUAGCUGGGUGUGGUGCUGGCCACGCCACCCCCUUUAUGUGCAUGUCAUCCUGAGUAGACUUGUACCAAGAGCACCUGCGAUCAACGUGGCUAAAUGGAGGAUCAUUGUGUCAUAUGUUCGUAGUGUUAGGCAAUAACGCAUUGCUGGAAGCAGCUUACCAACAGUGGAUACCAGUCAUCCCAUAUAUUCCUUUGUCAGUGUAUGAUCAGAUUAUCUUCACUUGGCAUGUACCGGUUUGUAACUUUUUACGAUAAUGUCAAUAUAUUGUAAACACUGACUGUUUCAAAAAAAAACUGGAGCGGAAAAUGGUAUCGACAAGUUGGAUCAUUGUGAGGACAGUGGCAGCCAAUGCAAACUGAUCAUGGUAUGCAGCCUUCGGUCGUUGCAUAGUGACGUUAUUUUUUAGGUUAAAUCAUCACCAAUAGCGGUGGCUAUGAUCAAUCCACUGCUGGAUAAAGGCAAUCAGAACUGUCACCAUCCCGCUUGCGUUUGGUCUCUAAUCCACCUGCUGCUCUUUAUGUCCCCAUCGGUGUAAUCCCAAGGAUGACGUUUCACUGCUCCAUGCCAGGUGCUUCGGGAGCUGCACCGAGCCAGCUCACUUUCUCCCUUGAUGUAUAUCAGGGGGAAAAGUGAGCUGCCCAAUGCGGAAGCUGCCAAUUUGCUUUAAAGUCCACCUCCCCCCACCUCUGUAUAUAUGGGCACACCGCAGGCAAUCGGCAGGUCGCGUGUGGUGGGGUAAAGUGGUACUUUUCAUCAUCGACAUCAUCAACCACAAUCUCAUCGAAGAUGUCUGGCCAGUGUGGAAGAGUAAACCAAACACCCCUUCCGCAGUGGCUCUUCAAGAUCUCCCUCUUGCCGAGGCUCUUGCGCCAUAAUUGGCGCCAUCAAGCAAUAUCAAUGCUGCACACCUUUACCUUUCACUCACUGCGUUAUACGUGUUAUUUACACGCGCAAGGCAGCACAGGAUGAAUGCGUGCGUGCGUGUGUAUGUCCGUUGUCGUGUGCUGUAUUUAGGGAAGGAGCAAGCAUGAGGGAUGGUCAGGAUGUCUUCAGAGGGGAUGUCAAAAUGUGCACAGUCAUAACCCCCUGGAUCACUGCACUUUGUAGUAUUGCUGUCAGAUUUGAUGACGUAAUAUUCCAUGACUCUGUUAGUUCAGCAGCAGAUCUCUCGAACAUAAGUUGUUUUCCCGGUCAGGGUUAAUCCAUUGCUGCCAUCGUAGGUGCUGGGGUCGGGGGCCGCGGUGGAGGGGAGCUAACUCAUCCCUGUCAGGAUGAUUAAAUUGCUGCCACUGCAUCGAAGGAUGAGCAUCGUCUCAACCCAUCUACGGAGGAAGACACUUUCACUUUUUUGCACAAUUUUGUACGAUCACUAAAUAUAACCCGUGCUUUUAAUUUUUCACUUAAGCCAAACAUUUAGUGGUACUUGGCUUCCUCAGUGCUCUCUAAAAGGCCCGACAUUUUUACACACAAUGUCAUUUGACCCUUUUAGCCACUUAUAUAGACUUAGUGCAAGACUCCCUAUUAAUGCCGGCAUGGCACAAAAUAAGCUGUAAUGGCCAGCACCGUUUCCACCUGGCCACCUUUGUGUCCACUGUACUUGUGCUGACAUCGCAAAUGGGUACUAAUGUCUGGUGGAGUCAACCUCGUGGUGGCCAGGACAAGUUCACACAGCACUUAAGCAUGUACACAAAAAAAUACCCUGUUAUAUUUACAUAAGCUGCAGUAAAAAUAUAUUUUAUGAUGUAUGCGUAUAAUUCCCAAUUUUAAUGAGUUGCAGGUGGCUUUAGGUAUGUAAAGGGGUGUAGAAUUGAGAAAUUGGUUUAACUGUCAUCAUAGGCGUACUCAUUUUUGUUGGUUUUAAUUACUAAAUGCUAUUUUCCUAUCAGUGAACGUUAAACAAGUCAUGACAUAAACACAUAAACCAAAUUUUCGCAUUUGGAAGUUAUGUACAAGUCACAUUUAUGUACCGUUUACGUUCAAGUCACUUUCUUGAGAGCGGUCAACUAAACCGCGAACCUCCACAACAAGCAGAGAAUGCUGGCGUCGUCAUGUCCUCUCCCGAAAUAGAGGGGACAUGACCCCAGCUGUCAACGGGACACCAAGUCGAUGGUUCAAAUCCCAGAGUCCAGCAUUUACUCCGGAAUACUUCUGGGGUGGAUAAACAUUAGUACCGCAUUGUGUCGAUGCCCGGCCAAAGGAAUGUGGAAAUAUUGUCAUCGCUGGUUCAGAGGUGCCAGAUCGGUUUCCUAGAUCCUCGACACCAGACAAUGAUGGGUAUCGCCUGGGUGGUUAAAUAUCGGGCGGGCAAAAUGUGCCAAGGAUACAGUAUUCACGUGGCUUUUUUUCCGCAAGAUCCCAACGUAUUCGCGUUUCCUUGUGCACCGACACGGUUAUGACAGUGGUGCGUUAUGUGCGGCGUGUUUUUUUUAGGUUUAUCGGGUGAGCUCGAGCCUAGGCUCUCGAUCGGUCUCUUGUGGUGGUUUCUGAGUGCGCAUGUAUUUUUCGAAAGCCACUGUGAUGCGCGUCGCCGCGCGUUCUUUUGAGGUUUGUACAGCUUUGCAAAAUAAAACUUUUCCCCGGA
This is a messenger RNA of Lethenteron reissneri (Far Eastern brook lamprey), 4206 nucleotides long. RefSeq names its product ubiquinol-cytochrome-c reductase complex assembly factor 1. Gene Ontology annotation, cellular component: mitochondrion. NCBI's taxonomy places the organism in Eukaryota, Metazoa, Chordata, Hyperoartia, Petromyzontiformes, Petromyzontidae. Gene Ontology annotation, biological process: mitochondrial respiratory chain complex III assembly. The record is from RefSeq and is a predicted model, not a curated record.